Molecule: messenger RNA, 1800 nt
Organism: Myzus persicae (green peach aphid)
Lineage: Eukaryota; Metazoa; Arthropoda; Insecta; Hemiptera; Aphididae
Product: extensin-like
Exons: 3
Coding region: 228-1553 (441 amino acids)
Source: RefSeq, a predicted model, not a curated record
GCAUGUCAUUAAUAGGCAUGCAGUUUCGUGUGGCAUAACACGUUAGACCAGAUUAUGGCAUAGGCCUAAACUGCACACGAGGUAAUCGUAAAUUUUAUUUUAAAGAUCGAUGACCUUUGCUAUUAUGAGGAUGGAAGGGAACUUUAUAGUCCGGAUGGAUUCACAAUAAUAUCAGUCUUCGUUAUAUAAUCGCAGUAGACACUACUGUGUUUUUAAAAUAAGGAAUCAUGGACUUGACUACAUUUUGGGUUCUUGUGGUUUUUGUAGUGUGUUACGAACAAUCCAGCAUCGCAAACCACGUCAAUGUACUCAGCAAGAACGAUCCUGGCAGAUCAAGACCAAAAAAAUCAGUUGAAACGGAAAUAUAUGUAGCACUUCCGCCGGAUAACAUUAAGACUGGCAAACAAGACACCCCUCCGACGUUGAUACGGUUGGAUCCAAAUUCUCCAAACAAGUUCAAGGGCAAGUUUCCGACGCCAAUCGAACGUUUUAUUCAGCGCAUACAAAACUAUUUUUCCGUAUACAAUCCACCAGAGUACUUAAAUGACUUGAGACCCGGUAUCAAUAAUCCGGAAGACGAUGGCGCGUACCCUCUAGAAUCGUCGAAUAAUACACAGAUAAUACUUCCAUGUAACGGCACGAGCACGAUAGUGAUCAUUCCAGUACCGUUGGAAAAUGAAAACGUUUCUUCCGAUCAAAAUUCAUAUCCAGACAAACCUGACAAUUAUAUAAUAGCGCCAACAACAUCGAAACCCAAUUGCCCGGAAGAUAUAACUACAACAAGUCCGAAAUGUCCUGAAGUAACUACACCGAAACCUAACUGUCCGGAAGUUACUACCCCAAAACCUAACUGUGUUGAAGUCACCACCCCAAAACCUAACUGUGAGGAAGUCACCACGCCGAGACCAAAAUGUCCAGAAGUUACUACUCCGAAACCGAAUUGUCCGGAAGUAACAACUCCGAAACCUAAUUGUCCGGAAGUGACCACUCCUAGACCAAAGUGUCCAGAAACCACAACUCCGAAACCCAACUGCCCGGAAGUGACAACUCCAAAACCGAACUGUCCAGAAGUAACCACUCCAAAACCUAAAUGUCCGGAAGUUACCACUCCAAAACCUAAUUGUCCGGAAGUGACUACUCCAAAACCGAACUGUCCAGAAGUAACCACUCCAAAACCUAAAUGUCCAGAAGUGACCACUCCUAAACCUAAGUGUCCCGAAGCAACAACUCAAACAACACCUUGUCCCCCCAAACAAAGUUCAACAGCAAGUGAUCCAAAGCCUAUAUCGGGAUACGGACCUACUGAAGCUCCUCCGUUGAACUUAGUAGCUCAGCCAGCUCUUGGUUCUACCGUUCUUUAUUUUUACAAGAAACCUACAACCUUACCACCGUAUAACCCACCUGUUUAUAAUCCGCCAGUUCCCGCAUAUUACAUACCGAAUACUCAGUUACCUUACGAAGAAACUACAAGAGGACCCAAGUCACCUAUCUUACGUCUAAAACAGUUGUUAUUCCCACGUUUGUAUGCAGCUUUUCAUCCUGACGAAUAUUGAAUAACUGAAAUUAUAUUAUAAUGUAAGACAAAAAAAAAUAUUUAUACGAAUUACGAACGUGUUAAUAACACACGUGAAUAUUAAUAAUUUCUUAUUUAAUAUCGAGUUAAAUGUAUUUUAAAUUAUUAUUUAUUUAUACUAUAUAAAUAUAUAUUAUGUCAAUAACGGUAAAAACGUGACGAUUUCACUAACGCCAUGUAAGUACCAAUAACACUUUAAUAUAUAAUAAAUUAACGUCAUGCGUUUA